Hibiscus syriacus is the source of this 441-nucleotide messenger RNA. RefSeq lists its product as uncharacterized. Bases 1 to 441 code for a protein of 146 amino acids. NCBI's taxonomy places the organism in Eukaryota, Viridiplantae, Streptophyta, Magnoliopsida, Malvales, Malvaceae. The transcript has a single exon. The record is from RefSeq and is a predicted model, not a curated record.
AUGGGUAGGGUUUUUGCAUUUCUUGUCCUUGUUUUGGUGGUUCUGCUGCAUGCAAGCAAUGCACGUAAUGUGCCACCGGGUGAUGACUCAAUGGAGGAGCAAACGUUGAGAGCCGGUGCAGCGCAGGCGGAUUCACCAAAGAGUAGUGGCGUUGAUGACAAGAAGAAUUUUAUUUACGGUGGAGUUGGCGGCUUUGCUGGGGUGGGUGGCUAUGGUGGCAUGGCUGGUGGAAUCCCAUUAGUCGGUGGCCUUGGUGGGAUCGGCAAAUUUGGUGUAAUUGGUGGAGCAGCUGGAAUAGGUGGUUAUACGGGUAUCGGUGGCCUAGGAGGUCUCGGUAGUGGUACCGGUGGCGGCGUCGGCCCCGGAGGCGCAAGUGGUCUUGGUGGUGCUUUCCCCUCCCCUGAUGUUUUAGCCAGCCAUGUUUAUGUUGGUGAUGUCUAG